Molecule: messenger RNA, 7716 nt
Organism: Ostreobium quekettii
Lineage: Eukaryota; Viridiplantae; Chlorophyta; Ulvophyceae; Bryopsidales; Ostreobiaceae
Source: the annotation of a GenBank genome assembly
AUGAGCAACGAGGAGCUGAAUGGCAGUGAAAACCUGGCGACCAUGAGCGGCAAGCCAAAGCUGACAACGAACUUCGUGGACCAGGACUCCUUGACAACAGAGACCCUGCAGCAGCUGACAAACCUUGAGCUCAGGGACUAUCAGGUCGAGAUGGCGAGAGCAGCUCUGCAGUCCCAUUCUUUGAUUUGCCUUCCAACAGGCGCAGGAAAAACGCUGAUAGCCGCUGCUGUCGUGCAUGCCAUGCUGCGUGUUAACCCUCAGAAGAUGGCUGUGUUCGUUGUGAACACGGUGGCCCUUGUUGAGCAACAGGCAAAGCAGCUGCAACAACAAAUACCUCACAUCAAGGUUGUCACUGCACACGGGCAGAUGGAGGACACAGCACGGCAAAGGAGCACUGCCAAGGUCAGAUUGAAAGCGGAUGUUCUUAUCAUCACGUGCCAAGUGCUGAACAAUUAUCUCACUGAAGAAGCAGUCCUGCGGAUGUGUGACAUCUGUUGCCUCGUCCUUGACGAGGCCCACCAUGCCAUCGGCAGAAGCCCCUAUGCAACAUUGAUGACAAGGCACUACGCAUCGGUUCUGUGUCCAGAUGAGUACCGCCCGCUGGUGAUAUGCAUGUCCGCAUCACCGGUGGACAGCAAUGAGGGCAUCAAGGACUUUGAAAAGUUUCAGCACAGGCUGUUCGAGUUGAAAAGGACACUGCUGUGCCGGUUGUGCACACCGAAGGACUCCGAUGUGUAUGAACACAUACCCAGGCCGAAGACAUCGUACACCCUGGCAGGGACAUCUCAUAAGGAAAAGGACCUGAAAAAUGACGUCGAUGCAUAUUUACGGACAGUGAUGCAAAAAGUGGAUGGUAUGAGUGAUGAGCCCAUCUUUGGUGAAGUGACCAUCACGGACAGCAACAAAAUGCGGGGCAUAUGCAGAAUAAGGAGAAGGAAAUUCAAGGAAAGGUGUGAUCAGAACAUAAGUGCUGACCAGAGGGAUAUUUGCACCCGAAUGCAGCUCCUUUUGCGCCAUGUUCAGGCUGUCCUGCAGGCCCAUGACAUCAACUUCGUCGUUGGCUGGGCAGCAGCAGCUAAAUACCUGAAGGAUGUGUUCGAGGAGAUCGAAGAGGGCCGGGGCUCUGGGAUGGCAGAGCAGCGGGUGUUGCGCGAACUCCUGCACUGGGAUUUUAAUACCCUGCACAAAAAGUUGAUCCGGGAAGCCCCAGUGACGGAGUACAGUGAGAACACUGUGUCUGAGAGGUGUCAGCACCUGGUUGGCAUCCUCAAGAUGUUUAUUGACGAGGAGGAUGGGGGACGAGCCAUUGUGUUUGUGAGCAUGAGGAAAACGGCACAGAAGCUCAAAACAUUUCUGGACAUGACACAAAUGAAGAUAAAGCAGGAGCAGGUGUUAAACAGCUUCCGGAGGGGGACUACGCGCCUGCUUAUUGCCACAAAUGUGCUUGAGGAAGGUAUCGACGUGCCCAAGUGCAGCUUGGUGGUGCGUUUCGACACAGAUGUCUUCCUUCGGUCCUUGAUCCAGAGUAGGGGCCGGGCCCGAGCAGAGGGAGGGAGAUUUGUCCUCAUCUGCAGCUCCGAAGAGCAGGUCAGCCAAGUGAAGUCCGUAAUGCAGGUGGAGAAAUUCAUGAUGCUGUCACUAAAAAAUGAGAUGGACAAUCCUUCGGCACGGGACAUCGUUGGGAGAUUGCCUGAGGCGUGUGAACGUAGGGAGCUGGAGGUGGACCCCUCAACUGGUCCCCGGGGAGAGGUGCCUCCUGAGGAACUACCACAAGAUGGUGAAACAGACGAAUUUCCGCAAUGGGCUGCAGAUGAUGAUGGUGUCGAUGGCAUUUGGGAUGAGGACUGGGCAAAGUUGUACACUGGUGGUGAUGCACCCGAUAGUGAAGAAGAAUAUGCGUUUGGUGACGAUGGGUUGGACUUUGAUGAGCAGUCAGUCCCAGUAACUGCAGUCUUCACAAAGGCCCAGUCCCACCCGGAGGAGGUCAUGUGGCACAGGUUGGAUGGGAUCUGUGACGUCAAGGAUUGGCAGAGAGUGACGUUGCCGGUGAGGGACAUUCUCUGUGUUACAGAGCACUACGAAUUUGUGGUGAAUCCGCCCAUCAAUGCAUCCUAUGCAGAUGACCGGAAGCUCUUUGAGAGAGUGCUGCUGCAGAGCUUCUUUUCAGCAGAGUUCGAUGAUAUGUGGCUUCAGGUCAGGAAGAAUCCACACCUUACAGCACAUGCACUGCGGCUAGAGGUGGCAAAGCUCACGCUGGGCUCAUGGUUUGAUCACCACGAGUUCAUUGGUCGUACCGAUGUUGGGAAAACACUUCGAUUGUCCCUUGACUAUUCAGAGAGGGAAAUAACCAUCGCUGUGGAUGAAAUGUACCUGCUGGAAUUCAACUUUUGGGAGGUGCAGGACUUCCUUGUUGUGCAUGCAUCCACAGAUCUUGCAUGUGUGGUGCUGCACAUUACCUUGCGCCACCCCCCCCGGCUGUAUCAGCGUUUGGAGGCCGAAGGCACCAAUGCUGAGACCAAGAAUCGGCUGGUCAAGAUCGAAGACGCCAACCACAAUCUUGUGGACGCCGACACUUUUGCAGCAUGCCUGGUAUACAGACUCGAGCUUGCGAACCCUGAGGCAAUGGAGUCAGUCUUUACGCCAAACAUUACCAAGUGCCUGAGGAUGUUCCAUGCUGUGGGAAAAGUAGUAUACUUCGCACAUGUGACGGAAGUACUCUCUAAGGUGAAGUUACAGACUCAGGAGAGCGGCCUGCCAGAGUGGUCCAGACACGCCAACGAUGCAGAGGUCAACUACGCAUGGCGCUGUGUCUGCAGCUCGCCAGGGUUUGUUGUGGACAGGUAUAGGAAGUCAUUCUUUGAGGAGCUUGAUGCGGUUCACAGUGCCGUUGCAUCUGAAUCUCUCUACAGAAUGGCGCACGACCUGGGGAGAUCAUUGUUUGGUGAGCCAUCCUACCAUUUCAGGGCAGCCAAAAAAGCGUUCCUGAAGAGCACAGUUCUUGAUGGCCAUAUUGGUGAUAGUCAUGCCAAAGUCAGGCGGAUGAUUUUGACCCCCACAAGGAUGGUAUUCUUUGAGCCCGACAUCAUGCAGACAAAUCGUGUCCUACGGAAGUUCAAGUCUGACAAGUUCAUCCGCAUCAGCAUUCGUGAUGACAAUCUUGACAAGCUCUCAACCAUCAAGGGGGAGAUCUCCGCCCUGAUUGCAAGAGUGGCAAAAGUGAUGAAAGCUGGGUUCAGUAUUGGUAACACAACAAAAUACAUGUACCUGGCUGGCUCAAACAGCCAGACACGUGAGCAUGCCUGCUGGUUUUUGGAGGAGAGUGAAACAACUGCAGACUAUAUCCGCACCUGGAUCGGAGACUUGCAGGAUAUUAGAAAUGUGGCUUCCUACACCUCUCGCUUAGGGCUUGGCUUCUCCACAUCAAAGAAGACAGUGUCAGUUCCAAAGGAACUGUUUGUUGUUGAGGAGGACGUGCGACACAAAGAAUACAACUUCACUGAUGGUAUUGGCAGGCUGACAAUGGCUCUUGCAGACAAGAUUUCUAGUACCCUGAAGAAGGGUUUUACGCCAUCAGCCUACCAAGUCCGGUUUGGGGGAUCCAAGGGAGUGUUGGUGGUGGACAAGAAUCUGCACUUGGAUCAUCCGGGGAAGGAACUUGUUCUUCGGAAAAGUAUGCAUAAGUACCCUUCAAUUCAUACAGAUAUUGAAGUCUUGGACACUUCCAGGCCGAUCAGACUGUCACUGAAUCAACAGAUCAUCAUGCUCCUGAGCAACAUGGGCAUCUCAGACAGCGUCUUCCUCCACCUUCUAAAAACACAUCUGGCACACAUGUCAGAGAUGUUCAUCGACGAGAAACUAGCCCGUCAGAAGUUGACAAGCAUCUCGUCUGUAGACUCCAGAAGGCUGGAGGAAGCUGAUGUCCACAUCACAUCUGAACCAUACUUGAGGUCUCUGCUGAUGGCAUUGUACAGGUGCCAGAUGAAAGACCUGCUUGAGAAAUCAAAAGUGCCCAUUGAUGAUUCCAAGGCCAGGGUGCUGAUUGGCAUAGCUGAUGACACAAGAACACUUGAGUAUGGACAGGUUUUUGUCCAGUACUCCACUGACUUCUCAGACGAAGCAUCCAUGAAUCUGAGCAACCAAGCUAAGUCUACAAUUCGAAAAGGCACUGUUGUGAUUGCAAAGAACCCAUGCCUUCACCCAGGCGAUGUGAGGAGGUUUGAGGCAGUUGACAGGCCCCAACUGCACCACCUGUAUGACUGUGUUGUGUUCCCCUGCAAGGGCGAGCGACCUCACCCCAACGAAUUGUCGGGCUCUGACCUGGAUGGUGACCUGUACCACGUAAUCUGGGAUGACAGCCUCAUACCCACGGAGCCCAACAAAAAGCCCAUGGACUACACAGCCACCCCCAAGACUGAACUGCAGCGGGAGAUCAAAAUUGAGGACGUCAUUGAGCACAUAGGGCAGUACAUCGAGCAUGAUACACUGGGGAUCAUCGAUACAAUGCACUUGGCCCUUGCAGACCUCAACGGCAUAGAGUGUGAGGACUGUCUGACUCUUGCAGUGCAGCACUCCAAGGCGGUGGAUGCGCCCAAGUCAGGUGACUGGCAGACAGUGGAUCGGGACAUUCAGGAAAAAGUCAAGCGAUACCCAGACUUCAUGAUGAAGACGCGCAAGCCCAGCUACCCAUCUGACAAAGUCCUGGGCAAGAUGUUCAGGGAGUGCAACAAGUACAUGAACAUCACCCGGCCGGGCAGCUGGUGGGGGAGUGAUUCAGGCGUUGAGCUGCAUGAAGGCUUUUACAAGAAGGGCUUUGAGGAAUUUGAGGAAGAUGCCAGAACUCUUCGUAAGGAAUACAACAACUCGCUUCACCGGGCAAUGAAAAUGUAUGGUGUACGGACUGAAGGGGAGUUCAUGAGUGGGUACAUCGAAAAGCUGCAUGAGAAGGUCCAUGACAAGGAAGUGGAAGACGUCAGGGAGACGAUCAAAUUGAUCAGGCAGAAACUCAUUAAGAAUUUCAGGAAUAGAUUCGAGGAGAACGUUGGCACUGACGAGGAGAAAAGACUGCAAAAAGCAAGCGCCUGGUACUUUGUUACCUACGGGAGUGAUCCAGGCCUGUGUGUGGAGACAUACGAUCCGGAGGAGAAUCCUUGGCACAGGGGAGAACGUAGGGCAAAAGAUGAAAGGCUGGCCCCAAAGAGGUUCCUCAGUUUUCCCUGGAUCGUGGGCGACCUGCUGGCAAAGAUUUAUGUUAACAAUAUGAAAGUCAAUCCUCAGGUGUCGAUGCAGUCCAUUGCGACCAUUGUUGGCAAAAGUACCCUUCAUGAAUUCAAAAGGUGCACUCGCGGUUUGGUCAGGAGCUGGAAAGAACGCCACACCAUUUGGAGGUCCAUUAGAAAAUGUCUGAGGCCCCUUGGUCGCACUUUCAUGACUGGACUCUCCGCAGCGAUGCUAUUUGAAGAGGAAGGGGUUUUGGGAUUUGCGAUCAUGCCAAAACAUGAAGGUGACAGAGCACAGGUAGAGACAAAGUUGCAGCUACAGAAGAGGAUCAUAGAAGGUGCAAAGGAGCUCAUGCACAAUAUGUUGGAGAGGUCCGAGAGGCCAGCAUGCGAACCCAAGUAUGAGAUGCUGUUGUGCAAGUUCCGCAAGGGCAGCAUGCCCGGCAGUGCCGCAUCGCGCACGUGGUGCGAGUUCACCACUCGUAUUUCAGAUCUGAAGAAAUGGAGUGCGCUGGUCAUGUACAUUAAGGCACAACCCCACCUGCUGCCACUCCUUCGACUGUUGGUGGGAUGGAUGAGGAGCACAGAUCUCACAGACCCUAGCCGCAAUCUUGUGGAUCAGUACACUGUCCCAUUCAUGGUCCUCAACUUGUGUCUCGAGAAAGGUUACAUCCACGCAGUUGACACUUCAGAGGUUGUGGAACUGUAUGAGAGGGCACCCUAUGACAACAAGGUCGACCUGUUUACCAAGUUGGUGGAGUGGGAAUCCGCCAUAAGGAGAGCAUGCAUUGGGCAGAAAGAAAAUCAGCUUGGAGACCUGCUAUUGGAGUUCUUCCGACAUGGCCAUGCCCACAUUCACAGCCCAAUCAAUUCACAGUUUCUUGGUAUUUUGUUUGAUGAGGGAGAGCCUACCUUUGCUGAUUUGAUGAAGGGAAAGGACAGCAAGGGUAACAGAGCAGCCGACCUGCUUCUUGAGGAGAUAGACAGGGCCUUCCACCGCCUGUCACUGCAUGCCAGCGCCUCCGUGCUGUUGAAAGCUGAGAUGGUGGAGAAACUGUUCUUCAUCGACUCCAAGGCUGCUUACACCAUUCUGGGACGAGAGUUGGACUUUGGGAGGUUCCUUAGGAAGCGCAGCGGAGUCAUGGACGUCGAAGUGUUCCCCAAGCCAGGGGCAAGGGCGCCAGGCCUGCUCAUCAGGGCGUUGGGCACUGCGGCAGCCCUGUGGGCUGUCGAGAGAAUUGUGAAGCAGUUGUCUGAUCAGUAUAAAAACGAAGAGAAGAAUACAGCGCUCUAUUCGCGAGCAGUGAGUGCUGUUGAUGGGGCAUACUGCUACCUCAUGGAAGGGGCCGACGGGCAGGAUGACAGGAUUGUGCUGGAGGACUACUACAGGCCUUGCCAUCCGCACCAUGACAAUGCUUCCAAGUUCGUGGUGCGCAUCUGCAGAGCCAGGGACACCAUCCUGCCGCCUGGCAGCCUGGACCCCAACUUCACAACGUUUCUGGAGCAUUUCAGGACACAGUUGGGUAGGAUGAGCCGGUACUACUCCCCACAAAUGCAUGGCGAAUGCGACAUGAGGAUAAAAUUCGGCAAGUCAUACAUCAGGAACCCGCCCAAGGAGUUCAGCGGGGAGAAGAACAUAACAGUGAGUGCACUUUUGUCAGCCCUGGAAAAGAAAAAGAGGACUGUAGACCCUGCCUGGCUGGAGGCUGCAUACGUGCGCCGGCCAAGCACACGCCGACACGUGGAAACGCGGGAAUCAAAGUACAGCGAUGGGAGAGGCUCAGCCUCCUUUUCUUUCUUUUCUACUGUCGACCAGAAAGCAGUCGACAAUUUGGUUGCAUGGAUGCGCAGAAAUAACUUGGUUGACCUCGGCCAGGCGGAGGUAAAAUAUGGCCUGCUGGUAACGAGGGAUGGCAAUGAAAAUAUGGUGUACUACAAUGACCAACUGCAGCUUCUGCACGUGCGGGAUCCAGACUUCAGAUGGUCAGUGGUGGAUAUGAAACGGGCGUUCCAGAGCCAGCCACGCGCCAGUGCCAGCACAAACGGUAUUGAGUGCGACAUCAGGUUCAUCCUGCGCACGCACUUCCCGCCAGACGACAGUACUCCGCAGGCAGCAGCCAGUGGCCUGCACCGGGCUCUGUCACGGGAAGGGGAUGGCAGACGGGGUAUGGGAGUUGAGGAGGGCAUGCCCUGCGUGGAUGACAAAUUGAUGAAGGCAGGAGAGGCACUCCUGCUGAAGAAAGAGAAGCGAAUGGUUUUCGAGAACCGUGAGGCGGAAGGUGUUCUUUCACAAGUGCAAGUUGAGCUCACAGAGUACAAGACACAGUCGCGACCCGCUCGUGGGAAGUUCACUGAAUCCAACGGGUACCUUGACUUGCAGCUGAGGCUCCCAGUGGAAAACCUACGGUCAGGCGACAGCACCCGCGCGGGGAAAUUUCUGGAGGACAUCUGGAGGCUUGCAUUUGAGUUGUCGGACGUGGUGCAGAGCGAUUCCAGUUGA